This is a messenger RNA of Drosophila navojoa, 1042 nucleotides long. RefSeq lists its product as uncharacterized. The record is from RefSeq and is a predicted model, not a curated record. Lineage: Eukaryota; Metazoa; Arthropoda; Insecta; Diptera; Drosophilidae.
AUCGCAGCUAAACGGACUGCACGUCGUCGUCAAAGUCGUCAAGUGUUUUAGAGUUGGGAUAUCCGAUAACACCAGCUGAAUCGCAUAAUGGAGCCGACUUGGGCCAUACGUCCACAGGGUUUUGAUAUCGAGCAAGUGCGCCAGGCUAUGUUUAAAUCUUGUUUAAAUGACAAAAUCCAGUUCAUCAACUCCACGGACAACGUGAUUGAGUUAAUUGAGGCCUUCGGCGAACUGAUGUCACAGGAAGAGAUCGAAUUUGGCGCUGAGCCGCUGGCUGCGCUUCAAGUGGCAGGAAUGAUGCUCUUUAUGCUGCACCACAACGAUUUGGCCAGCACUCAAGUGCAGCGCACGCUGUUCAUGCAGCGCUGCUUCGAUUACAUGGCUUGCACCGAGGAGACGCACGUGCAUGACCUGUGCACACAGAUCCUCCUGCUGUGGGAUGUGAAUCAAUCGGAUAAUAUGCUAAACCUGAUCCUGUGCUGCCGCUACGCCAGCCCGCUGGGCACUAUGGCCCAAAUCGUCGGCAACUGCCUGCUCUGGGCUAUGCUCGAUAAGCUGACGGAUCUGGGCUUCAAUGAGUAUCGUCUGCGUCCCUAUCCGGAGUUGAUGAUGGCCAUUGCCAUGGUCAAUCCGUUGGUCUAUUUGCAAAACUAUUUGCAUUCGCUCAAUUUGAUUGUGCGCGUGAUUGCGGCACUCCUGAUUGCCGGGCCGUACGGCUCCACUGAGAAGUUACGCACCGAAGUGGGCGUACCGGAGCAUGUGCUCGAGUUUCCCAAUGCCGAUGCGGCUGUACUAUUUCGUUGGCUUAACACCAUUAUCGAGGAGCUGCGCGACGAGCUGCAAGUGCGCGACGGCCAUGUCCAGGAGCGCAUGAUCAUACUGGAGGCGUCAUGCGAGCUACUGAAGCUGGUGCAUGCUCAUCUGGCUGAUUAUUAUCAGAGCAUGUAUAGCAUUGCCGACUUCGAGGACGAUGGCUUCGUAUCGGACCAGCAGUGCGACAACGAUACAGAUUUCGAAUGGCUAGUAUAAACAGUUAUUCUAU